AUUUCUCAAGUUAACAGGCGCCAAUUGAAAUUAUGAGAAAAUCCCACUUGACAAAGAAUUUGCUUCGCCACUCCUGUUCUUUUGUCGUUUGGCAUUUCUUUCUUAUCCUUCAAAGAACAUGGCUUCACACCCAUUCUGUGGCUUCAGUUCCUCAUUAACAUCUUUGUUUCUCUGAUGUUGUAAGUAGCCCCACUGUAGCUGUCUUCUCCCUUUCUUCCUUCUCCGAAUUUCAAACCCACUUCUGAUUUCCUUUUCCAUGCAAGAAAAAGAGCUGAAUUCGCUGUCUUCUCUUCUUCAGCAAGAUUCUUGAAACAGGGCGAGGGCCAGUUGUUCAUCUUUCGAGUUCUCCGAGUUAGUGAGCUUUGCGGACAAUCUUGAGAGGAACACUGAAGGAUUUCCCGCCAAAGAUUGUGACUUUUGAAAUUUUCCCGUUGAGUCAGCCCAGACCAGAAGGGGAGACCUGUGUGGGACGAUGGAGAAGUUCAUGCAGCGAGAAAAUGUUCUUCUGGGAUAUGCUAAUCAGGGGUUCUCCGGCAACUCCCCAAGAACGCCGCCGAGGAGCUCGGAUGAUAUGGAUUUUAACGAUGUCUUUGGGGGUCCUCCGAGGCGGUUUUCUAUGCCGGAAGUGAAAGGGAGAUACAGUUUCGGAGAAACAGUGGAUUCCGAGGAUGAAAGAGCCUCAUCAUCGCCGUGGGAGACGUUAAAGGAGAAACCUGUGUUCGGUGAAGAAAGUCUGGCAAGAAGGCGACAUCAGGGCGAUGAUUUCUUUGAUGACAUAUUUAAAGGUGAUGAGUCUUAUAGCUCUCCGCGGAGGACUGAUCGUGAUCGGGAUAGUCCAUACGGGUCGAACCCUGCCUCCAGGACUAUGAGCCCUGCCAAGCCUUUACCGCCUAAAUCUGAGCCUUUUGCCACCUCACUCCAUGCUCAGUUCAGUCUGCCUGCUAAACUGACCAAAUGCACGGAGAUUCCUACAUUUGGUUCCCGCAAUCAUGGCCAACAGAGGAUGGAUGGGAAUGCAAAUGGAUUAAACAGUCCACAGUCUUCAAGUUCUUUAUCUAGAUUUUCGAAUGAAGCAAAUCGGGGCCAGGAUGAGAUCAGAAAUGAAGUUUAUCCAGUUUAUCGUCAAAGCCCCUUGUCUCGUCAAACUUCUUUUAGAAGCGAGGAUUCACCGUCCAAUGUCGCAUAUGAUCAGAAAGCCAAUACUGAAAACGUGAAAAAGGAGACAAGGAAUGUUGACAGCUCUGGCAACCAGUUUCAUUUCUCUAUUUACAAAUGGGCAGGUAAAGGAGUUCCAAUGCUAAUGCCCCUUGUGAUUGGGAAUAAUUUGAAAUCGAAAGACAAGGGUAAGCAUGAUAGGUCUGUAAGCUAUAGCGGGAGGAUUGAGAGUAAAUCAUCGACCAUGACAAAUCAAGGUUCGACAGCUAAAGAGCCCCAAUCCUUGAGAACAGAUCACCAGAAGGAAGAUUUGAGGAGCAAAGAAGAGACAAAAGAACUGAAAAGUUCUAUUAAAGAAGUGGUUCAUGAAAUUCCAGAGUCAAAAUCCCGAAGCAGCACGAGUGAUACCGUUGUUCUUGGGGCAGCUAGGCAAAGUAUAAAAGAAGAACUGGUGAAAUCACUAGAUGAAACUAAUACACGAGAGGAAACUAAGAAAAAGGUCUCUCUGAAGAUAGAAGAGUCUCUCCAGUCUGAAAUGAAGCCUCUUCAUGCAUUGAUCAGAGAGGAGGUCAAACAGCCAGGAAAAACAACAGAAAAGAAGGAAAAGAAAAAUAGAACUCAAACUAAUGCGCAUGGCAGCAAAAAUGUGAAGAAAAAUGAAACUGUAGAGAAAUCUAGCUUGCAAGAGGCAGCUGAAAAAUCAGGAGCGACUCCUCUGAAACGUGGAGUCAAAGGGAAGGUCAGAGAGUUUGUUCAGAUUUUCAAUCAGGAAGCUGAUUCAAGGCCUAAAGCUGAUGUUCAGAGAAGUCAGAGUUAUAGAUGGAAAGCGGCUACCGUUGAUCAAAAAGAGAAAGAAGUAAGCUCUGAUGCAACAAAAGCCAGAGAAAAGUUUGUUAACUUGCAUAAUGUAGACAAGAAGCCAGAUGAUUUUGUCAAGGUCAAUGAAAAUCUAAACAAGGAUGAAGCACGACAAUACUCUCCCACAAAGGCCCCAGGUUAUACAAGUAACCAUUCUUCUACUAAUCAGAAGAAUACAUUUUCAUCAGAGUCGUUUAACAGGAAGUCAAAGAUUUUUGUGGAAAACUUAGAUGAUCCUCUGGACAACUUCCUGGUCCAGGAAUUAUCUGAUGACCAUGAAAAAGUUACACCAAGUGAAGGUGCUGAGGACACAAAAGCAAUAGAUGCUAAAAUUCAAGAAUGGGCAGUUGGGAAGAAAGGGAACAUCCGUUCGCUGCUAUCGACUCUGCAAUAUGUCCUUUGGCCUGAAAGUGGAUGGAAACCAGUACCCCUCAUUGAUCUAAUAGAAGCAAAUUCCGUGAAGAGAGCAUAUCAGAAAGCUUUACUCCGCAUACAUCCAGAUAAGCUGCAGCAGAAAGGUGCCGCUUUUAAUCAGAAGUAUACUGCAGAAAAGGUGUUCGACAUUCUUCAGGAUGCAUGGGACAAUUUCAACACUCUUACUCCACUUUAAAUCGUGUGAACAGUUACUCGAACUCCAUACGGAACCAAAGAAAUCCGAUUCCCUUGUGAGCAUUUUUAAGUACAAGUGCAGAUGUAAAUAUCAUUUUGACAGACAAAACUUAUAGAUUGAAUUUUCCAAAAAGCAUAAUGAUACCACUGUUUCCUCUUUUUCCCAGAAUAUUGAGCAUUAAGAGACUGUCAAAAGUUUUAGUUUGCUCGUUCGCAGACUGUUGUAAUCAAAGGAAAGACAAUAAUUACAACAUCUUUAUUGCUCGAAAUAAAAUAGCUCGAGUAACGAUCUCGUUCAAGGAAA
Molecule: messenger RNA, 2926 nt
Organism: Sesamum indicum (sesame)
Lineage: Eukaryota; Viridiplantae; Streptophyta; Magnoliopsida; Lamiales; Pedaliaceae
Gene: JAC1
Product: J-domain protein required for chloroplast accumulation response 1
Biological process (GO): clathrin coat disassembly; clathrin-dependent endocytosis
Cellular component (GO): intracellular membrane-bounded organelle; cytoplasm; vesicle
Molecular function (GO): clathrin binding
Source: RefSeq, a predicted model, not a curated record